AGCUGAUGGCUACAGGCCACCUCUGGCUAGGGGUGUGUAAACUUGAAGAACUCGGGCUUUUUCAGUUUAAACCUUCACUUGUAUCACAGCGCAGCAAAGAUGCCUGAACAAAGCAAUGAUUACAGGGUGGUUGUGUUUGGAGCGGCAGGGGUUGGCAAAAGCUCCUUGGUCCUUCGUUUUGUAAGGGGAACUUUCAGGGAAACCUAUAUCCCCACAAUUGAAGAUACGUACCGGCAGGUAAUCAGCUGUGAUAAGAGCAUCUGCACCCUUCAGAUUACCGACACCACGGGAAGCCAUCAGUUCCCUGCCAUGCAGAGGCUGUCUAUAUCCAAAGGGCAUGCUUUCAUCUUGGUGUACUCUGUCACCAGCAGGCAGUCCAUGGAAGAUCUUCAUCCCAUUUUUGAACAGAUUUGUCAGAUUAAAGGAGACAUCCAAAAAAUCCCAAUAAUGUUGGUGGGUAACAAAAGUGAUGAGACCCAGAGGGAGCUGGAUGCCAGUGAGGGGCAAGCAUUAGCCAGCAAGUGGAAGUGCUCCUUUAUGGAGACAUCAGCCAAAAUGAACUACAACGUGCAGGAGCUCUUCCAGGAGCUCUUGAAUCUGGAGAAGAGGAGAACUGUCAGUCUUCAGGUGGACGGAAAGAAAUCCAAGCAGCAGAAAAAGAAAGAUAAACUGCAAGGCAAGUGCUCUGUUAUGUGAUGGACUUUUGCUGGACUCGCACCAUUGCAUGGUGUUGUCGGAGCAUGGACUCCCACAGAAAACAGAGUUCUGCUCGAGGUGUAGGACAAGUCCAUGCCUUACAGGGCUAUUGCUUUUCUCUUAAAAUCCUCGUUGGAUUAUUUUAUGUGUUGGUUUUAAAGAGGAUGGCUUUCUGCAUGUUUAUUUUUUUAACACAAUAAAUGUUCAAUGUUAGCAAUUA
Messenger RNA from Leptosomus discolor (cuckoo roller), 916 nucleotides. RefSeq names its product DIRAS family GTPase 3 (gene DIRAS3). The record is from RefSeq and is a predicted model, not a curated record. Gene Ontology annotation, cellular component: membrane. Lineage: Eukaryota; Metazoa; Chordata; Aves; Leptosomiformes; Leptosomidae. Gene Ontology annotation, molecular function: GTPase activity; GTP binding. Gene Ontology annotation, biological process: signal transduction.